AUGGCGAGCAAACAGGUGAUCUUGUCGAGUUUGGCCAUCUUGGCCCUAGCUGCCGCCGCAUUCGUUGAGACCGUGGAAGCCGCCGCCGGCGGCACCGCCUUUGCAAGGGCGAACGGGACGCGGUUCACGCUCGGCGGGCGGCCGUUCUACUCGAACGGCUUCAACGCGUACUGGCUCAUGUACAUGGCGUCGGACCCGGCCGACCGGAGCAAGGCGGCGGCGGCGCUGGAGGAGGCGGCCCGCCUCGGCGCCACGCUGGUGCGGACGUGGGCGUUCAGCGACGGGGGUUACCGGGCGCUGCAGGUGUCGCCAGGCGUGUACGAUGAGGAGGUGUUCGGGGGUCUGGACUACGUGAUAGCCGAAGCAAAGAAGCGCGGUGUCCAUCUGAUCCUGAGCCUGGUGAACAACUGGGACGUGUACGGCGGAAAGAAGCAGUACGUGCAGUGGGCAAGGGACCAGGGUCACUCCCUGAACUCCGACGACGACUUCUUCACCAACAGUGUGACCAAGGGCUUCUACAAGAACCAUGUCAAGGCGGUCCUCACCAGAGUGAACAAGUUCACCCGGGUGGCGUACAAGGAUGACCCGACCAUCUUCGCGUGGGAGCUCAUGAACGAGCCUCGCUGCCGGAGCGACCUCUCCGGGAAGACCCUGCAGUCCUGGAUCGCGGAGAUGGUCGCCAACGUCAAGUCCGUGGAUCCCAACCACAUGGUGGAGAUCGGGCUCGAAGGGUUCUACGGCGAGUCGACGCCCGACCGGACGCGGCGGUUCAACCCCGGCGGCUACUCCGUCGGCACCGAUUUCAUCUCCAACAACCUCAUCGCCGGCAUCGACUUCGCCACCAUCCACUCCUACCCCGACCAAUGGUUGCCCGGCGCGAGCAACGAGGAUCAGGUGGCGUUCAUGCGGCGGUGGAUGGCGUCGCACGCCGGCGACUCCGCGGCGGCGCUGCGGAAGCCGCUGCUGGUGGCGGAGUUCGGCUGGUCGGCGCGGUCCAACGCCUACACGGUGUCCGCGCGGGACGCCUACUUCGGCAUUGUGUACGACGCGAUCUACGCGUCGGCGAGGGGGGGAGGGCCGCUCGCGGGGGGCCUCUUCUGGCAGGUGAUGGAGGCCGGGAUGGAGGGCUGGACCGACGGCUACGACGUCGUGCUCGGACGCAGCCCGUCCACGGCCGCCGUCGUCAGCCGGGAGUGCGCCCGGAUCACCAGCCUCAACAACCAGGUGUCCUAG
Setaria italica (foxtail millet) is the source of this 1233-nucleotide messenger RNA. RefSeq names its product putative mannan endo-1,4-beta-mannosidase 9. The transcript has 4 exons. Gene Ontology annotation, molecular function: hydrolase activity, hydrolyzing O-glycosyl compounds. The coding region runs from base 1 to 1233 and encodes 410 amino acids. NCBI's taxonomy places the organism in Eukaryota, Viridiplantae, Streptophyta, Magnoliopsida, Poales, Poaceae. The record is from RefSeq and is a predicted model, not a curated record.